This is a messenger RNA of Chaetomium strumarium, 1302 nucleotides long. RefSeq lists its product as uncharacterized. The record is from RefSeq and is a predicted model, not a curated record. Bases 1 to 1155 code for a protein of 384 amino acids. NCBI's taxonomy places the organism in Eukaryota, Fungi, Ascomycota, Sordariomycetes, Sordariales, Chaetomiaceae. The transcript is spliced from 4 exons.
AUGCAGUCCAUCGACAUGAACCAGACAUCUCGCAGCGGAACCCCAGAGCAAGCCGGCGCGCAUACCCAGCCCGCGCAGUCCGCAUCGGCCGCCAACCCAAGCGCGCCCAUGGAGAACCUCGCCGUGUCCGACAUGGCCACGACCGCCGCCGCCCCGCUCACCACCCUCCAGGUCAGCAUGGGCGGCUUCACCCGCUCCAUCCCGCUCACGACCCUCACUUUCCCCGACCACAUCACCAACACCUUCACUUUGUGGUCCGGCAGCCAUCCUGCCACCACCAUCGACGCGGCCACCAAUUCCUUCCGCGUCGAUCUCAACCUCCUCGCCUCCGCGGCCGCCGCCCUCCCCGCCGAGGUGCUCACCGAGCACCUGGACGCGCUGGUGGCGCUUGUUGGCACCCUGCAGCAGAACAAGACCGACGGCCUGACCGUCGCCAACCUAUGGCGGCUGGCCGGGAUCGACAAGGACGCGCUCGGCCUGGCCCGGUCGUGCAUCAACAUGAUGCAGACCUGGAUGGGUGUCUUUGUCGGCCGCCUCAAGAAGCCGGGUACCUGGCUCGACGGUCCCGGCGGCAUGGAAGAAGAAGAUGGGGAGGUGGUGGUAGGAGACGAGGAUUGGGAGAGGGCGCUGAAUGCCUGCUUCGUCUUCGGCUGGGAAGGGUGCUGGCGGGCGAUCGCGGCCCGCCUGGCCUACCUGUGCAGUUGGUCCGGCAAGAGGCUCGAGACGGAGGUGUGCGGCGCGGGGACGGCUGAGGCCAUCCUCGCGACCUGCAACCGCGUGCUCGAGCACUUCUUCGAGGGCGCCGACUCGGCCCUCCGCAAGUGGACGGCCCGCCUGGCAGCGCACCCAUGUACCAACAUGGUGUGCAACACACACCGGUUGGGGGCGCUCAACGGCUUCCUGGUCGCGUGCGGCCUGGCUCCGCGGCGCCAGGUGACGAAGGCGCUGGCCGAGAUGAUCUUGGCGCUCGAGCUGAUGGCCGCCGACAACCACGAGGCGGCGGCCGACCUCCGCAACACGUACGGCGGGUGGUGCGCGUUCUGCUGCGAACCCACCGAUACCAGCAUGCUGUUCCCGUUGGAAGACUUGCUCUGCGACCUGACCUGGGAGUUGCAGGCCCAGCUGGUCGAGUACACUGUCUAUCCGCGGGAGUAGACGGCUCCGGCUUUCGGCUGGGGUCGCUUUCCCGUCGGACCAGUGUACUCGAAACCACUGGGCCUUGCUAGAGGGGGAUAAUAGGGGAAGGCACGGGUAGGGUAUAGCCAGAUAGUGGGAUGAGACAUAAUGGGAAAAUAUCUGGCG